CUAUACCCUUUACAAUGAGAAGUGAUGAAAAGAAUACAGAGGAGGGAAGUGAUUUAAAAAUAAAAAACAAAAACUGGGAAGAGAGAGAAAUUCAGGGAGACCCUCUUAUAUAAACGGCAUUAUUCUGUUCCGUUUUUUCAUGCUCUCUUCAUUUAUUUCUUCUCUCUGUUUCUAGAUUUCUAUUCGGGUUGUUUCUGCUUCUGUUUCUUGAAGCAGAAAUACCUUUCCAUUUUGCAAAUUUUUAUUUUUCUUUUUCUCUCUUCGGAGCAAAAACCACACACACGACAAAUUUGUCUUUUCAUUGUUCUCUGCUUCUUCCAUCUUCUUCUUUCUUUUUUUUGGUGGAUUGACAGCUCAAGAGGGUUUCUUCUUCUGGUUAUCUUUGGUGGUUGUCUGUAUAAUAGGGUUUUUUCGAGCAGUGACUGACAUCCCAGCUCUGUGUGUCCGUUGUUUAAUUGUUGCGUAUGCCAGAAGCAAAAUCACAAACCCAAAAAAAGAAAUAUUCUCUCGCUUUUGUCAAAGGAGGUCCUUCGAGACACAUUCAGAUCUAGCUAGCUAGUGGGUUUCCUCAAUAAAAACUGUUUAUUCUAGCUUCGCAUUUGUUAAUCAUCCUCUGUUUUUGUGCCCUUGUUAAAUACAUAAUCAUAUAUAGAUCAAGAGUAGGCAACAAAUGGAGAGGCUAACCUCAACACAAAUGAUUCCUGAUGCAUUUCAAGGUGCUAGAGAUGACGUAACAAUGCAAUUUGCUAUGAUUUGGGGCCAGAUCAAAGCACCAUUGAUAGUUCCUCUACUAAGGCUCGCGGUUGCCAUUUGUUUGAUCAUGUCUUUGAUGUUGUUCAUUGAAAGGGUUUACAUGGGCAUCGUUAUCGUGUUAGUUAAGCUUUUUGGUCGGAAACCAGAUAGGCGAUACAAAUGGGAGCCCAUGAAAGAUGAUGUUGAGGCGGGGACCUCAACUUAUCCCAUGGUUCUGGUUCAAAUCCCAAUGUACAACGAACGAGAGGUUUAUCAGCUUUCAAUUGGAGCUGCAUGUGGUCUUUCUUGGCCCUCAGACCGAAUCAUAAUUCAAGUCCUCGAUGAUUCAACAGACCCAACAAUCAAGGACAUGGUGGAGCUGGAGUGUCAGAGAUGGGCGAGCAAAGGGAUAAACAUAAAGUAUGAGAUUAGAGAUAGCAGAAAUGGUUAUAAAUCAGGGGCAUUGAAAGAAGGCAUGAAACGAAGCUACGUGAAGAGUUGCGAUUACGUUGCCAUUUUUGACGCAGAUUUCCAGCCUGAGCCUGAUUUUUUACGGCGCACCAUUCCCUUUCUAGUCCACAACCCAGAAUUGGGUUUGGUCCAGACUCGUUGGAAAUUCGUGAAUGCUGAUGAGUGCUUGAUGACAAGAAUGCAAGAAAUGUCACUGGAUUACCAUUUUACAGUUGAACAGGAAGUGGGCUCCUCCACGUAUGCCUUCUUUGGCUUCAAUGGAACGGCAGGUGUAUGGAGAAUUGCUGCGCUUAAUGAAGCUGGGGGGUGGAAGGACAGGACCACGGUGGAGGACAUGGACCUAGCAGUCCGAGCUAGUCUCAAAGGCUGGGAAUUCCUGUACCUUAGCAGUGUAAAGGUGAAAAAUGAAUUGCCCAGUACAUUGAAAGCAUAUCGCUAUCAACAGCACCGGUGGUCUUGUGGUCCUGCUAACCUUUUCAGAAAAAUGUUAAUGGAAAUUAUAACAAACAAGGCAAUGACAUCGUGGAAGAAAGUGCACGUAAUCUACAGCUUCUUCUUGGUUAGGAAGAUCGUAGCUCACCUUGUUACAUUUAUCUUUUACUGUGUUGUGUUGCCGGCAACUGUUUUGGUGCCUGAAGUCGAGGUCCCUAAGUGGGGAGCUGUUUAUAUCCCUUCCAUCAUUACCAUUCUAAAUGCAGUUGGAACCCCAAGGUCACUCCACUUACUGGUUUUCUGGAUCCUCUUUGAGAAUGUCAUGUCACUGCAUCGCACUAAGGCUACCUUCAUUGGCUUGCUAGAGGCUGGUAGAGUGAAUGAGUGGAUUGUCACUGAGAAACUAGGGGAUGCUCUCAAGAGUAAAGCUAACAAAGCCGCCAAGAAACCCCGAUUUAGAUUUGGAGAAAGGCUCCAUUUAUUAGAGCUCGGGACUGGAGCUUACCUCUUCUUCUGCGGUUGCUAUGAUGUUGUCUUUGGGAAAAACCACUACUUCAUAUACCUUUAUGCGCAAGCAAUCGCCUUCUUUAUCGUGGGGCUCGGCUGUGUCGGCACCUUUGUUCCCCGCUCUUAGUGUGUUCGUGAGGCUGGGCUAAUAUUCUUGGCCAUCUGCCUGGGCUACUUGUUCAAAGUGAAUUUUCCUGCUAUUUAGCUUUGUAUAAAAAGACGGAAGAAGGUCAUUCUUUUAGGUUUCAAGCAUAAAAAUUAAUCAGUCGAGUGGAUAUGAUUCCAUCCAAAGAUUUAGUUUCCUUUUCCUGUGAAUAUCCAGAAAUCAAUUACGGAAAUUAAAACACAUAAAUGUUGUUUUACGUACGUUGGCAUAAGGAGCAACCCAAAGUCGUCGGCUUCUGGAAAGUAGAUACAAGUUUCUGUUCAUUUUUUAACGGGUUGUAAUUGUGAGAUUUUGUAGCUCUUUCGUCCUCCUCUUUUUUUUUGUCUUGUGUAAGUCGUCGUUGGCUUCGAGAGGGAAUAAGCUGAUAGAAAUGGUGUUUCACA
Populus nigra (black poplar) is the source of this 2691-nucleotide messenger RNA. Its product is annotated as glucomannan 4-beta-mannosyltransferase 9. Gene Ontology annotation, molecular function: mannan synthase activity. The transcript has 9 exons. The record is from RefSeq and is a predicted model, not a curated record. Lineage: Eukaryota; Viridiplantae; Streptophyta; Magnoliopsida; Malpighiales; Salicaceae. Gene Ontology annotation, cellular component: Golgi apparatus. The coding region runs from base 671 to 2269 and encodes 532 amino acids.